This is a messenger RNA of Stylonychia lemnae, 1017 nucleotides long. NCBI's taxonomy places the organism in Eukaryota, Ciliophora, Spirotrichea, Sporadotrichida, Oxytrichidae. The record is from the annotation of a GenBank genome assembly.
AUGAAUAUUGUCAAUAAGAUUAACUUGGUAAAAUCAGCAUAUCCACAUCUUUUUAAGAAUUUCCCUAAAACUGUUAAAAUAGUUGAAGUUAGUCCAAGAGAUGGUUUAUAAAAUGAAAAGUAAUUUGUUCCAACAGAAACCAAGAUAAAUUUGAUAAACAAACUAUCUGAAUCAGGACUCAAAGUAGUUGAGAGUACAUCAUUUGUUUCACCCAAGGCGAUACCUUAAAUGGCUGAUGCAGUUGAGGUUUUGAAAGGAAUAAAUAGAAUUGAAGGAGUCAGUUAUCCUGUUCUUGUCCCAAAUGUAAAAGGUAUGGAAACUGCAUUAAAAUGCAAUGUUGAGGAAAUCGCUGUUUUCGGGGCUGCAAGUGAGGCAUUUACUUAGAAAAAUAUCAAAUGCUCAAUCGAGGAAAGUUUGAAAAGAUUCUCAGAUGUCAUUUAAAUGGCAAAGGAAAAUCAAAUAAGAGUUAGAGGAUAUGUAUCUUGUGUUAUGGGAUGCCCCUAUGAGGGAGAAAUAGAUCCUCAGAAUGUUUAGCUAGUUGCUUAGAUUAUGAAAGAUAUGGGAUGCUAUGAGAUUUCAUUGGGAGAUACUAUUGGGAUUGGUACUCCAGGUAUAAAAUUUUUUUAAAUUAUUUUGCUUGCAGAAAAGACUGAGAUUUUGUUCAACACAGUCAAAUUAGAGAGAGGAAUGCUAGCUGCUCAUUUCCAUAAUACUUAUGACAGAGCUAUUCAGAAUUUAGUAGUCGCACUUGGAGUAAAUAUUAUAGUUUAAAUUUCUAUCUAGAAUGGAAUAUCUGUGAUUGACUCAAGUGUAGCAGGAAUAGGAGGAUGUCCUUAUGCUAAGGGAGCUUCAGGAAAUGUAGCAACUGAGGAUGUCCUAUUUUUAUUAGAUUUACUUGGAAUCGAGCAUGGAGUUGAUGUGCAUAAAUUAUGCUAAGUAGGAGAUUACAUUUCCAAAGAGUUAAAUAGAGAUAAUCUUGCUGGUGUUUCAUCUAAGGAUUUUGAAAAAAUUAUUUGA